Lepisosteus oculatus (spotted gar) is the source of this 1586-nucleotide messenger RNA. NCBI's taxonomy places the organism in Eukaryota, Metazoa, Chordata, Actinopteri, Semionotiformes, Lepisosteidae. The record is from RefSeq and is a predicted model, not a curated record.
AUGUACAUCUGGGUGCCGUCAGUCGAAGUUCCCCCCUCGGUCAAGGUGAGCGCCACCAAGCUGCUCAGCUCCAAGCACCCCACCAUGCUGGUGUGCCAUGUGACUGGCUUCUACCCCCAGCGCAUCACGGUCACCUGGCUGAGGGACGGGCUGGAGAUCAAGACCGACGUCACCUCCACCGACCUGCUGGCCAACGGGGACUGGACCUACCAGGUGCACUCUCACCUGGAGCUGACCCCCCGUGCCGGGGAGACCGUCGCCUGCAGAGUGGAGCACAGCAGCCUGGAGCGCCCCCUGGAGGUCACCUGGGACCCCUCGAUGCCCGAGGCUGACCGGAACAAGAUCAUCAUCGGGGCGUCCGGUCUGGUCCUGGGCCUGGUCAUCGCCGCCGCAGGAGGGAUCUACUACAAGAAGAAGUCUGGAGUGAGGCGAAUGUUGGUGCCCACGAGCUAAGGUGUGUCCCGGAGAGAGAGAGCCCUCCGGAGCCGGACUGGAGAGGAGCGCUUUCCCCAUUCUUCUGCUGAAAUUAAAAAAAACAAAAAUCUUUAAACGAGAAAUCCUUCAGUUUCAGCUGGGUGACCAGCGAGAUCAUGAGAUCAGGGUCGUCUGGCCUGGGCGCAUCUGAACCAAUCUGAACAGUCAGUUAAACAGUUGACCUAAUGUCUUAAUGACACCCACCAUAUACAGGAGUCUGUCUCCAACUCUUUUACUGAGUUUACUCUCGAGUCCUAACAACGUGUGUUUCAGUGUUCCUUACAGAAGGGGGCAGGUAAUUGGAUAACGAGAUCAGCUGGGGAUCUGUGGACAGCAGCCCCUCCAUCAUGGGCGCCUGGCACCCCUGGUGCAGAGGCUUCUGGGAAACUCCAGGGAGUCACAGCCACACUUAGCUAGGUGUCGCCUCAUGAUCCAACCUCUGACCCCGCGAUCGAAUUCAUCAGGUGUGUGUGGAUCUGGGGGGUCCUGAAGACCUGGAACAGUGAUCAGCCAGGUGCCGUGAUCAAUUAAAUCAUUUACCAUUUGCAACAAAAAUUGGAAAACCCCCCAGAUUACUGAUCAAAAACAGAGGUGCCCCCCGUUCUUUAAAGAACGGGCGAUCGAGGGUGACCAGUAAGACUGACUGGGUUCGAAGUCUCUGUUACUGGACUAACAAGUCCCGCCCAGCCUCCUCUGACAGGCUGCAGCCCCAGGAGCUGAUGGCGUCUCCCUAUUGGCCAGAGGCUCCUCGCUUCUGUCCAAUAGAGAGCUGCUAUCAGCUGCUGGGGCGCAGGCAGAGGUUGACUUCCGGGUCAGAGUUCAGCUCCUUGCGUGAGCUGCUCCAGGGACUCAGCUGGGACUUGAUGGAAGAUUUCUCUUCUGCUGUUUAAAAAAGUUUAAGAAUCUGAUUUUUUUGUUGUUGUUUUUUUGCUUGGGGGAUGUUCAGAAUAUCUUAAUGAUGAUAAAUAUAUUUUUACUCUUGUAAAUACUGUUGAUUUGACUGUCUCUCAGAACAAAAGAUUCAAAUGUUUUGUCAUUCAGUUUGUCAAUGGGACGCUCGGCUUUGUUAUACUGUACUUGUUUUAAUAAAGAACCUGUUUACUAACUCUUAA